Lemur catta (Ring-tailed lemur) is the source of this 6820-nucleotide messenger RNA. RefSeq names its product ADAMTS like 3 (gene ADAMTSL3). The transcript is spliced from 30 exons. The coding region runs from base 211 to 5286 and encodes 1691 amino acids. Gene Ontology annotation, molecular function: metalloendopeptidase activity. The record is from RefSeq and is a predicted model, not a curated record. Gene Ontology annotation, cellular component: extracellular matrix. NCBI's taxonomy places the organism in Eukaryota, Metazoa, Chordata, Mammalia, Primates, Lemuridae. Gene Ontology annotation, biological process: extracellular matrix organization.
CUUCGCGGCGGCGGCGGCGGGGACUGCGGCGCCGCGGGCUGGAGGCCGGCGUCGGGGAAGGUCCCGGGCCCGGAUUCGGCACGAGGUGUCGACGGGGCCGCGUCUACCGGCCUCUCCCAGCGCGCGCCGAGCCGCUCGGGCCGUGGCUGCGCGUCCCAGGAGCUUGUGCGUUGCGAGGCUUUAAGUGAGACCCCCAGGAGACAGGACCCCAUGGCUUCCCUGAAGAGCCCCUGGUGGUUGCUGACGUGGAUGGUCUUCACACACUCUAGCCUCCUGCAGACCACAGCAGAGAAGUCUCCUGGAGCCUACUUCCUUCCUGAGUUCGCACUCUCUCCUCAGGGAAGUUUUCUGGAGGACACAACAGGGGAGCAGUUCCUCACUUAUCGCUAUGACGACCAGACCUCAAGAAAUACUCAUUCAGAAGAAGAAAAAGAUGGCAACUGGGAUGCGUGGGGCGACUGGAGUGACUGCUCCCGGACCUGCGGGGGAGGCGCGUCGUACUCUCUGCGGAGAUGCCUGACCGGGAGGAAUUGUGAAGGGCAGAAUAUUCGCUAUAAGACAUGCAGCAAUCAUGACUGCCCUCCAGAUGCAGAAGACUUUAGGGCCCAGCAGUGUUCAGCCUACAAUGAUGUUCAGUAUCAAGGACGUUAUUAUGAGUGGCUUCCACGGUAUAAUGAUCCUGCUGCCCCAUGCGCGCUCAGGUGUCAUGCACGGGGACAAAACCUGGUGGUAGAGCUGGCACCUAAGGUACUGGAUGGAACUCGUUGCAACGCUGACUCCCUGGACAUGUGUAUCAGCGGCAUCUGCCAGGCGGUGGGCUGCGACCGGCGGCUGGGCAGCGACGCCCGGGAGGACAACUGCGGAGUCUGCGCCGGCGACGGCGCCACCUGCAGGCUGGUGCGGGGACAGGCGAAGUCACACGUGUCUCCUGAAAAAAGAGAAGAAAAUGUAAUUGCUGUUCCUUUGGGAAGUCGAAGUGUGAGAAUUACAGUGAAAGGACCUGCCCACCUCUUUAUUGAAUCCAAAACCCUUCAAGGAAGCAAAGGGGAGCACAGCUUUAGCAGCCCUGGAGUCUUUGUUGUAGAAAACACAACAGUUGAGUUCCAGAGGGGCUCAGAGAGGCAAACCUUUAAGAUUCCAGGACCUCUGAUGGCUGAUUUCAUCUUCAAGACCAGGUACACUGUGGCCAAAGACAGUGUGGUUCAGUUCUUCUUUUACCAGCCCAUCAGUCAUCAGUGGAGACAAACCGACUUCUUUCCCUGCACUGUGACGUGUGGAGGAGGUUAUCAGCUCAAUUCUGCGGAAUGUGUGGAUAUCCGCUUGAAGAGGGUCGUUCCUGACCACUAUUGCCACUACUACCCUGAAAAUGUGAAACCAAAACCAAAACUGAAGGAGUGCGGCAUGGACCCUUGCCCAUCAAGUGAUGGAUUUAAAGAGAUUAUGCCCUAUGACCACUUCCAGCCUCUUCCUCGCUGGGAACAUAAUCCUUGGACUGCAUGUUCCGUGUCCUGUGGAGGAGGGAUUCAGAGACGGAGCUUCGUAUGUGUAGAGGAGUCCAUGCAUGGAGAGAUACUGCAGGUGGAAGAAUGGAAGUGCAUGUAUGCGCCCAAACCCAAGGUGAUGCAAACUUGUAACCUGUUUGAUUGUCCCAAGUGGAUCGCCAUGGAGUGGUCUCAGUGCACGGUGACUUGUGGCCGAGGGUUACGUUACCGGGUGGUUCUGUGUAUCAACCAUCGGGGACAGCAUGUCGGGGGCUGCAACCCACAGCUGAAGUUACACAUCAAGGAAGAAUGUGUCAUUCCCAUCCCAUGUUAUAAACCAAAAGAAAAAAGUCCAGUGGAAGCUAAAUUACCUUGGCUGAAACAAGCACAAGAGCUAGAAGAGACCAGAAUAGCAACAGAAGAACCAACGUUCAUUCCAGAACCCUGGUCAGCCUGCAGCAGCACAUGUGGGCCAGGUGUUCAGGUGCGAGAGGUGAAGUGCCGUGUGCUCCUCAUGUUCACGCAGACUGAGACUGAACUACCCGAGGAAGAGUGUGAAGGCCCCACGCCGCCCACUGAACGGCCCUGCCUCCUCGAAGCGUGUGAUGACAGUCUGGCCUCCCGAGAGCGAGAUGUCCCUCUCCAUGAGGACAGUGAGAUGACUUAUGACUGGGAGUACGCCGGCUUUACCCCUUGCACAGCAACAUGUUUGGGAGGCCAUCAAGAAGCCAUUGCAGUGUGCUUACACAUUCAGACGCAGCAGACGGUCAAUGACAGCUUGUGUGAUGUGGUCCACCGUCCUCCAGCAAUGAGCCAGGCCUGUAACACAGAACCCUGCCCGCCCAGGUGGCACGUGGGCUCUUGGGCGCCGUGCUCUGCUACCUGUGGUGUUGGAAUCCAGACCCGAGACGUGUACUGCCUGCACCCAGGGGAGUCCCCUGCCCCUCCAGAGGAGUGCAGAGAUGAGAAGCCCCAUGCCUUACAAGCGUGCAAUCAGUUUGACUGCCCUCCUGGCUGGCACAUCGAAGAAUGGCAGCAGUGUUCCAGGACAUGUGGCGGAGGAACUCAGAAUCGAAGAGUCACCUGUCGGCAGCUGCUAACAGAUGGCAGCUUUCUGAAUCUCUCGGACGAGUUGUGCCAAGGACGCAAGGCAUCGGCUCACAAGUCCUGUGCCCGGACAGACUGUCCUCCACACUGGGCUGUGGGAGACUGGUUGAAGUGCUCCGUCAGCUGCGGUGCGGGAGUGGAGAGGAGGAAGCAGGUGUGUCAGAGGCUGACGGCCAAAGGCCGGCGUGUUCCCCUCAGCAAGACGAUGUGCAGGGACCUGCCGGGGCUCCCUCUUGUAAGAUCUUGCCAGAUGCCCGUGUGCCGUGAAGUGAAACCAGAGAUGAAGACAAAACUCAGUGAGCAGGGUCCUCAGAUCCUCAGUGUGCAGAGGGUCUACAUUCAGACCCGGGAAGAGAAGCGUAUCAACCUGACCAUUGGCAGCAGGGCCUAUUUGCUGCCGAACACGUCCGUGAUUAUUAAGUGCCCAGUGCGACGAUUCCAGAAAUCUCUGAUCCAGUGGGAGAAGGACGGCCGCUGCCUGCAGAACUCCAAGCGGCUGGGCAUCACCAAGUCUGGCUCACUGAAAAUCCACAGUCUUGCCGCCCGCGACAUUGGCGUGUACCGGUGCAUCGCCGGCUCUGCACGGGACACAGCUGUGCUCAAGCUCAUCGGUACUGACAACCGGCUCAUCGCACACCCAGCCCUCAGAGAGCAUCCGAGGGAACAUUCUGGGAUGGACCACAACGAAGCCAGUAGUUUGGGAGUCACGGGGCAUAAAAUGCGGCAAAAGUGGAGUAACAAAAACGAGCUUUACCUGGGUGACGGCCAAAUUAACAACCAGCCUUUCUUGAGGGCUCUGUUAGGCCCCUGCAGCAAUUCUGCAGGAAGCACCAACUCCUGGGAGUUUAAGAAUAAGCAGUUUGAAGCGGCGGUUAAACAGGGGGCGUACAGCAUGGAUAUGGCCCAGUUCGAUGAACUGAUAAGAAACAUGAGUCAGCUGGUGGAAACCGGGGAGGUGAGCGAUGACCUGGCAUCCCAGGUGAUCUAUCAGCUGGUGGCUGAGUCAGCGAGGGCGCAGCCCACACACAGGCAGUGGAGGGGCGUCCAGGAAGAGCCGCCUCCCGUGCAGCUCAGGGGGGAAGCGGGAAGUGUGCCCCAAAGCUCGGAUGUGAAAACCUCGGGCAAGCUGGCAUUCAAGCCAAAGGGACCCAUUCUCAUCAGGCAAAGCCAGCUUCCCUCAAUUUCGUUUAAUAAAACCAUAAAUUCAAGGAUUGGAAAUACAGUAUAUAUUACAAAAAGGACAGAGGUCAUCAACAUACUGUGUGAGCUCACGGCCCCCAGCGAGGCCACACACACAUGGACCAAGGACGGAGCGUUGCUGCAGCCCUCGGUAAAAAUAAUUUUGGAUGGAGCUGGGAAGAUGCAGAUACGGAAUCCUACAAGGAAAGAACAAGGAAUAUAUGAAUGUUCCGUAGCUAAUCAUCUCGGUUCGGAUAUGGAGAGUUCUUCUGUGCUGUAUGCAGAGGCACCUGUCAUCUUGUCUGUUGAAACAAAUAUCACCAAACCAGAGCACAAGCAUCUCUCUGUCGUGGUUGGAGGCGUCGUGGAGGCAGCCCUUCAAGCAGAUGUGACAAUCCAAUGUCCUGUAAAAGGUGUCCCUCAGCCUAAUGUAACUUGGUUGAAGAGAGGAGGAUCUCUGAGUGACAAUGUUUCCUUGCUUCUCAAUGGAACCCUGUUGUUACAGAACAUUUCCCUUGAAAAUGAAGGAACCUACAUCUGCACAGCCACCAAUGCUCUUGGACAGGCAAUGGCAUCAUCCGUACUCCACUUGCUGGAACGAAGGUGGCCAGAGAGUAAAAUUGUAUUUCCCAAGGGCCAUAAAAAGCGUGUUCUCAAGGCAUCCAACACUGGAACCAAUAGCAGCGACCCCACAGGAGAAGCCCUGCCUCGAGAGCCAUUUUGGCAGCCUGGUAACUGGUCACAUUGUUCUGUCACCUGUGGCCACUUGGGAGCCCGAGUUCGGAGACCCCAGUGUGUGAUGGCUAAUGGGCAGGAAGUGAGUGAGACCCUCUGCGAGCACCUCCAGAAGCCACUGGCUGGGUUUCGUCCCUGUAACAUCCGGGACUGCCCUGCAAGGUGGUUCACAGGUCUGUGGUCAGAGUGCUCUGUGUCUUGUGGUGAAGGAUUCCACAGUCGGCAGGUGACAUGCAAAAGGACAAAAGCCAAUGGGACUGUGCAGGUGGUGUCUCCAAGAGUAUGUGCCCCUAAAGACAGGCCUCUGGGAAGAAAACCAUGUUCUGUUCAUCCAUGUGUGCAAGGGGAACCAGGGAGCCAGUGUCCUGGACGUUGCAUGGGUCAUGCUGUGAGGAUGCAGCAGCGUCACACAGCUUGUCAGCACCACAACAGCUCUGACUCCAGUUGUGAUGACGGAAAGAGACCCACCUUAAGGUGGAACUGCACGUCAGGGGCCUGUGGCGUGUGUUGGCGUGCAGGCCCGUGGAGGCCCUGUGCAGCAGCCUGUGGCAGGGGCUUCCAGUCUCGGAAAGUGGACUGUGUGCACACAAGGAGCUGCAGACCUGUGGCCGAGAGACACUGUGUGCGGAAACAGAAACCAGCUUCCUGGCGGCACUGUCUCGGGCCUUCCUGUGAUAGAGAUUGCACAGAUACAGCUCACUACUGUAUGUUUGUGAAGCAUCUUAACUUGUGCUCCCUACGCCUCUACAAACAAAGGUGCUGCCGGUCAUGUCAAGAAGGAUAGACCUUUGGAGGGGUCGUGAUGCUGCUGUGAAGAUAAAAGGAAAACAAGCUUUUUUCCCAUGUUGUUGGUUCAAAAACAUGUAUUUCUUAAAAGACUCUAGAUUCUAUGGUCAAAGAGAGGUUGAUGCAAAAACACCACUGUUAAAAUUUUGUAAAGUGAAAUUUUCCCAAGGUCCGUUUUUAAUCCCAGUUUUUAAAAUUGAUGUAUUCCAGGGUUAAGCAUAGCACACAUGCCAUUGCGCUCGGGGCCUCAUCAAGUACAGAGCAGGAAAUCUCCAAGAUCAUGAGCGCAUCACCACGUGCUGCCUCUUGCCUGUGGUUUGUAGACUAGCACAGCGUGGUACAUCCUGAAGACUUGGGAAACACGGCACCUGAUGACUUCUUCUCUCAAGUUGUAGGGUUUCAACAGGUAUUUGCAUUUUAGAAGCUCUAGCCAGUUUAGAUGUCGGUACCAAUGGCAUUUUCGUAGAUCCUUAAGUUUAGUCUGUGAAAAAGAGACAAUCUCUCUGGACAGGGUUGUGAUACUGACUGACCCAAGGAUUCGCAGGGGGAUGGCAUCUUGUCCUUGCCCUCAGAGCGCCCAUGGAAGAAGACACACAGUAGAUUCUGCUGCCAUUUUCACAACUACAGAAAUCUGUGACCAAACGAGGCAUCUUGGAAGUCAAAGAAGAGGGAAAGUUAACCUUUUCUACUGAUUUUGAAGUGUAUUCAAAGCUUUCUUUUUAAGAGCUGUGAAUGAAACUUUUUUAAAGCACUAUUCUCUUGCACACAAACAGAAAAAUCAAAGCCUUAUUAGACCUAAUUUAUACAUAGAAUAGUAUUCCUGAGGAUUUUUAUUUUGGAAAAUUUAUAAGAAAGUAAUCUAAAUAAGAAACAUGAUAGUUGAAAAAAAUUGUUUAUAGUAAAUAAUUGUUUUAAUCUGAGCUAUUUUUUCAGUAAGUCCAAAGUGAAUUAGGUUAGGCUGGAAAUUACACUGUUAGGGUUAGAGUUAGGAUUUGGUUUAGGAUUUAGAGAAAAGGGCAAGGGUUAAUUUUAGUUUUAGGAUUAGAGCUAGGACUGGGUUAGGUGAGAAAGGAAGUUAAAUUAGGGUUAAGGUUAGAGUUGGCUUUAGGGGUUAGGGUUAGGUCAGAUUGGGUUGGCUUUAGAUUGGGGCUGAUCCUGGUGUUAGUGAUAGUGUCAGGGUGGAGGUUAAGUUUGCAGUAAAUGUUGCUGAAUUAGGUUCAGGCUGUGGGACUCUCUCUCAUAUCCUACUAGUUAUGGCUUUAGAUAACAUACAACCCCAGACAAGUGGUCACACUUCUGUAUUCAGUGUCCCAGCUGCCUGUACGCAUGCUGCCUGCUGCCUGUUGGCAGCAAAGUUACCUGCAGCAGGUUGUGCUGGACCCUGCUUGAUCAUCAGUGAACAGUGCAUUUUGGCUUUGGAUUUGUCUGUGGACAAGCUUGCUGCGUUUCUCUGCCAUAUUCUGAGCACCGGGUCCCUUUUGUCUAACUUGAGCCUCACUGACACUGGGAUGAGCACUACUGUGCAUGGAGGG